GAGGAGGACGAGGAAAGUCCUGGCCCACUUGGUGUCGGUCAUGACAAAUGCCAGCUUUCAAAUCCGAUGUUCACUGAUAAUUCUGCAGGAUCAAAUACCUGCUAUUCAUACACCCCAGUUACUGUUGACUCUAACUUGAUAUCACUGUUCUCCGAGUUGCCCCAUCUUUCCUCUAUAUGCCUUGGUGGAAGUGGUCUGAAAUUCCAUCUGGUGAGUCUGAUCACUCUCUGUCGGCUUUAUAUCGCGAUUGGAGAAUCAGUGACAUUUUAUAAUCGUUCUCGAUUGCGUCGCCUCAUUGUCGACAUGGCCUCUUGUGGUAUCGGCGCUCCCCCUCCUCCACCAAGGAAUGUAUCUGCUGCUAGUGGCUCCAUGGAUGAUUAUCACUACUGUCUUGAUCGUCUGACCGGCGCCGGCUCUGAUGAAGUGGCCAGACGGCGGGCGGCAGAACAGUGUAUAGCUCAGCUUAUCGGACAGCCCAACUGGAGAUUCUUGCCGUCUGAGCACUUUGUGGCUUAUAUCAAUUGCUUCUUUCGAUGA
Messenger RNA from Protopolystoma xenopodis, 537 nucleotides. The record is from the annotation of a GenBank genome assembly. NCBI's taxonomy places the organism in Eukaryota, Metazoa, Platyhelminthes, Monogenea, Polystomatidea, Polystomatidae.